This is a messenger RNA of Penicillium salamii, 3546 nucleotides long. NCBI's taxonomy places the organism in Eukaryota, Fungi, Ascomycota, Eurotiomycetes, Eurotiales, Aspergillaceae. The record is from the annotation of a GenBank genome assembly.
AUGAUCGAGCUUGGGCAGGCGAAUCUGCCUGUCCUAGAUGUAUUCACCACCAACAAGUCCCUCGACUCCGCGCUGAAGAAAAAUACCGCCUUCAUCAAACGCCUUCGCACAGGCAUCAGUGCCUCUGCACUAUCUACGUUUAUCGCUGAUAUCCGAACCCUCUCGCUCCACAAGUAUCUCUCCGAGAUCAUCUCCGCCUGUUACGAAGGCCUCUGCAAGCUUAAAUCCCCCGGAGAAAUCGCCGCAGGAGUCGAGGUUGUUAGCGCGCUGCAUCAGCGCUUCGGACCAUGGGAGUUCACGCGCCAAAUCGGGUGGUUGCUCGGCAGGGGUUUAAGCACACCAGACAAAGCGCAACUGAAGGCCCUCAGCCAGGAAAUACGUGAGCGCGAAGAGAAGGACCGUUUGUCUCGUCAUCGUGUGCUCCUUCGGGUUGUCACGGAGCUUUGGCUUGUUAAUGUGCUCAAGACGCUUGAUGACGUCGAGCGACCUGAGGAUCUAGGCGCCAAGGGCAAAGAGGGUGUUGUCGGAAUUGGGAACAAGCCAUCAGAUGCCCCGCUAAAAGCAAAGACUCCUACUGCUGGACAAAAAGAUCAGGACAGACCCGCAGACCCAUUCCCCUUGGAGGUUUUGAAAGAGCUUCUAGGACAUGACCGAGACCAUACCAACCUUCCUCUUGCAGUCUUGUUUGUCAAAAGCUUUAGCUGGGACAUUGUUGGCUCAAAGCUUGCCGAAGAUGGCAGGAAAACAGUCGAGGUUGAUGGCGCUACCUCUUCCGGUGCGGAUACACAGACUUUAGAGGCCGACGCAGAGUCUACGGAGGCCGAUUUGCCACUGACCCCGGAGAAGACCCAACAGCGCUUCAGAAACAUCUUGAAUCGAUACCUUGAAGAUGUUAAGGCUCAUGUAGUCCGUGACCAGAGAGCGCUCGCUCAACAGAACCGUCGCAAUGCCGAGGCGUACGUGAAGAGCGGUGAAAUCUUCGAGGACCGCCAGGCCAAUUUCGAAAAGCAGUCCAAAGUCUUGGAGAAGCUCGUGGCCAAUACCCAAGUGCUGUGCGAGGCCCUUGGAACUGAGAUGCCCGACAUCGCCGAGAAGGAGACCACUGAUGCCUCAGCCAGCGGUGGGAUCGGUCUUGUGAAGACCACGGAUUACCUUCGAGGCCAAGGCGAAGGCGCUGGAAUCUGGGAAGAUGAAGAGGAAAGGCGUUUCUACGAAAAUCUAGUCGACUUGAAGGGUAAGGUGCCCGCCAUGCUACUUGAGGACGGCAAAAAGAAGAAAACCGAGGCCGAGGAAACAGGCAAGAAGAAGCCCGAGGGUGAAGCUACCGAGACUACGGUGGAGGCCUCUGAAGAGACUCCUGUCGCAGAUACGGACGACCAGUCGACCGCAAUUGCUAGCAAGACUGUCGGCGCGCAGGUAGACUCUCUUCUCGCCAAGCUUCCUGAAUUGCAGACCAAAGAUCAAGUCGACCAAUUUGCUUUGGAUUUCUGCUGGGUCAAUUCCAAAGCUUCACGCAACCGGUUGGUCAAGGCUGUUUCAGAGGUUCCCAAAGGACGUAUCGAUCUUUUGCCUUUGUAUUCCCGUCUGGUGGCCAUCCUGGGGCAAUACCUGCCCGACAUUCCGCAAGGAAUCACUACCUAUCUCGAUGAAGAGUUCCGCAGUCUGCAACGGCGAAAGUCCAAGGAGUUCCUUGGUCAAGUCCGCAUGGCCAACGUUCGCUACCUGGCUGAAUUGACCAAGUUCGGCGUGGUCCCUGAGCACAUCAUUUUCCAUUGCUUCAAAGUUUCAUUGGACGAAUUUUCGCGGAUGAACAUUGAGAUAAUCGGUCAUUUAUUGGAGAACUGUGGUCGCUACUUGCUGCGCAACCCGGAGACAUCCCCUCGAAUGGCUUCAUUCCUGGAGACCUUGAGCCGGAAGAAGGCUGUUCAACAUCUGGCCCAACAGGAGCGAAUGGUCAUCGAAAAUGCCAUCUACUACGUUGACCCACCACCACGCCCUGCGAUUCAGCAAAAAGAACGCACACCCAUGGAGCUAUACAUCCGUCGCCUCAUCUACCUCGAUAUGAACAAGCGUAACUACACCAAGAUUUUGAAGUCUAUUCGCAAACUCCACUGGGAGGAGCGAGAGGUUGUUGAAAUCUUGGAACGUGUGUUCAGCAAGCCCGUCAAGGUGAAGUAUGGCAGCAUCCAUCUUUUGGCGAUCCUUGUAAGCGCUUUGUACCGGUAUCACCAGGAGUUCGUGAUCGGCAUUGUCGACAACGUCCUGGAGCAGAUCACGCUUGGUCUUGAGCAGAACGACUUCAAAUUUAACCAGAAGCGUAUCGCCGAAAUCAAGUACCUGGGCGAGCUUUACAACUACAAGAUGAUCGAUUCUCCUGUCAUUUUCGACACCUUGUAUCGCAUCAUCACAUUUGGCCAUGAAGGUGGGACCCCUGUUCCUGGAAGAAUCAGCAUGCUCGACUUGCCAGACGACUACUUCCGCCUGCGCUUAGCGUGUACCCUUCUGGAUACAUGUGGCCACUGCUUCGACCGUGGCUCGGCCAAGAAGAAACUGGACUUCUUCCUCUCUUUCUUCCAGUAUUACCUGUUUACGAAGGACCCCCUGCCCAUGGAUGUGGAUUUCCUUGUCCAGGAUACUUACCACUCUAUUCGCCCGCAAUGGAAAUUUGCCACUGAUACCGAAGAAGCGACCCGCAUCUUCAGUGAAGCUGUUGCUCAGAAUUACAACGUGCCUGAUUCCGAGAGACCCGUUGAACCCGACGAGGAAGAUGCAGAAAGCAGCUCGUCUGAUGAGGACCUUGAAGAGGACCCGAUUCACGAAAUUGACGAAGACCAGGAAUCCAGCGACGAAGCAGAAGUACGUCCCCCAACUCCCCCCUACGCCUUCCAUAUUUUUAACAUGACGAAGGUGUCUGGACCUAACCCGGAGGGCAAUGACGAAAGCGAAAGCGAAUCCGAGGAUGAAGACGAACAGAUUGUCGUUACACGCCAAGAAGAGGAGCGAGAUCCAGUGACCGAAGCCGAAUUUGACCGAGAAUACGAGAAGAUGAUGGCUGACAGCAUGGAUUCGAGACGGUUCGAGCGCAAGACUGUCUUUGAUAUCCCUCUUCCCAUGAAGCGUCCUCCCCGUGAAAACAUGCCCAGUGAUUCUAGCCCGGAGCCAGUCCACGCCGAACCAGUCCCGCCAAAGACGAUGGCAUUUUCCCUGAUGACAAAGAAGGGCAACAAGCAACAGACUCGAACCAUUGAUCUCCCUUCGGACUCGACCUUUGCCAUUGCCAUGCGAAGCCAGCAACAAGCCGACCGCGAGGAGCAACAACGCAUCAAGAACCUAGUCUUGAACUAUGAGGCCUCCAAUGAACCCGAGCCAACCGAGAGUGAGAAUGACCCCCCGGAGAACCCGAAUCGCAAGGACUUCCCGCUGAGACAAACCAAAGCAGCAACCCAGGAAAAGCGCACCCCCGCAAGCCAACGGACGGACAAAGCCGGUGCCAACCGGUCCGCAUUCCGCUCACGCAAGCUUCAGCUCAGCGAUGUCAACUGGUAA